Varanus komodoensis (Komodo dragon) is the source of this 2082-nucleotide messenger RNA. RefSeq names its product cytidine/uridine monophosphate kinase 2 (gene CMPK2). NCBI's taxonomy places the organism in Eukaryota, Metazoa, Chordata, Lepidosauria, Squamata, Varanidae. The transcript has 5 exons. The coding region runs from base 100 to 1470 and encodes 456 amino acids. Gene Ontology annotation, biological process: dTDP biosynthetic process; dUDP biosynthetic process; dTTP biosynthetic process. The record is from RefSeq and is a predicted model, not a curated record. Gene Ontology annotation, molecular function: dTMP kinase activity; ATP binding. Gene Ontology annotation, cellular component: cytoplasm; mitochondrion.
CUAAUCGCAACAGCGCCUGUUGUCCCAAGAGAUAACUGGACAGCGUCCGCAAGCGCAUGACUUAAACCUCGCCCAGCCGCGCGAUCAUUUUCGUUUCCCAUGCUUCUCCCAGCGCUACAGGUUUCAAUUCGCCACGGUUUUCUAGUGGUAAAAUACGCCUCGCUGCUACUCAGAUCCAGGCUUGCGAUGGCGGCGCUUCCAAUCCGGACCGGCUCGUCCGAGCGCUGCUUCGUGGUGGAAUCUGCAAGCUCGGAGCUGGUGUAUUUCACCUUGCGCAGCAACAGUGAGCGCCCACUAAUCGACGGGGCGCGUCCCCAGUGCUUCGUGCCUCGCCCGGGGAGAUGCUAUUCCUUCUGCAUACCAGCCGCGCCGAGUCCCCGAGAUCGGAUCCGGGCUGCCAGACUGCACAGAACCUUGCAGCAGAGACUCAGCCAGGAGCCUUUCGGGGCUCGGAGCAGAGUCCUGGCCCUCCUCUCCUACAGUGCGCAAGAGCCCGUGCUGGAAAGCGGCUUCCUCGUUCAAAGCAAGCAGCGCUCCCCGGAAACCGAGCGCUCCCUGGAGGAACUGCUGCGUCUCCUGCUGCCGGCGCCUGCCCUUCUGUCUGUGUACGAGGAGGCUGAAGACGGCGAGGUGUGGCGGGCGCUGUGGGGCCUGAAGGCGGCAGAGGGGAAGGAGCUGCUGGAAAGAAGGCGCGUUGUGGCCGCUGAAGGGCCUCAGCUCCAUCCAGCCGCUUUUCACCUUUUCGGCACCGCUUUGUUCAGCUCGCUCGGAGCCGCUCGCGAGGUGCUGGAGGAGUGCACUUCUCUAAUUCCUGAAGCCAAAGCAGUGCUUGAUGUUGUGGAUAAGUGUCCGAAGCAUCCGAAGAAGGGAGAUUUUCCUGUGAUAGUUGUUGAGGGGUUGGAUGCAACAGGCAAAACAACAGUAACUCAGGCUUUGAAGGACUCACUGAAUGCCACUCUUGUGCGGACUCCUCCACCUUGUGUCAGUCAGUGGAGAAAGAUUUUUGAUGAUGAGCCCACCCUCAUCCGGAGAGCAUUUUAUGCUCUGAGCAACUACCUUGUUGCUUCUGAAAUAGCCAAAGAAUCCAUGAAGUCACCAGUGAUUGUAGACAGGUAUUGGCACAGCACAGCUGCAUAUGCAAUCGCCACUGAAAUGAGUGGGAAAGUGGAAAACCUCCCUCCACUUCAUCACCAAGUGUACCACUGGCCCGAAGACCUUCUCAGACCGGAUAUUGUCUUGCUGCUCAGCAUUAGUGCGGAGGAAAGGAUCCGAAGACUGCAAGGACGAGGGCUGGAGAGAACGAGGGAGGAGGCCGAGCUCGAAACCAACAGCGUUUUCCGGCAAAAGGUUGAAGAAUGUUACAGAAGGAUGGAGAAUCCUGCAUGUCAACCAGUUGACGCCAGUCCUUCUAGGGAAGAGGUUCUCAAAACUGCACUGCAUCUGAUUAAAAAGCACUGCCAUUUAGUAUGAUUAACUGGGAAUCCACUAGUGCCAGUACUUAUCAGCAUGAAGGAGCAACUCCAAAUCUUCCAAGCAAACCACUGUUAGACAGGAGGUUCAGGUGGUCCAUUUUUUCAGAGUGAGAAGCAUCGGGUAAAAAAGGCAGUAUGCUGUUAUUGCACCUACUGGUUCUUGAAAUACAGAAGUGAUUUAUGUAUUGUACCUCCAUCAUGCUCAGACACUGGGAAAAUGUAAAAACCCCAGUCUGUUUUAUAGCAAGCAGCAGCCCAUGCAUGGAUAUCUUUACACUUGAAAUUUAACAUCAAUAACAUCAAUUAUGUUAAAUUGAUACUGCUUCUGCCAUGGAGUUGCCAAAAAGAAUCACAUGAAUUACGGUUUAGUGAAGAGCACUAAGGAUGUAUAAUGGAGAAAUAUCAGAAUGAUGAAGGGAAAUCAAGGCUAUUUAUUUUGGAGAGAAACUUCACUAUUUCUUCCUCCACUGCACCAGUUUUUCAGGAGUAAAAUGGAGUGAUUCUGCUUUUUCAGAGUGAGCACACUGUUUUCUGUCCUUCUGAUUUUUCUUUGUGACUACCUAAUGAUAGGCCACAAACAAGUGAAAUAAAUGGCAGCUUGAGAUGUAAA